AUUACUACGUUACUAACUGCACUAAGAUGAUCCUGUUUGGUGUCUUUUAUUUUGAAAAUAAUUUUUUUGAGCUUCUGUCAAACUUAAAAAAUAUCGCGCGGCCAGUGCUGAGCAGCACGGACCUGUAGGAAGGGUUAGGAUUACCGUUAGGGUUAAUACACCAAAUGGUCCCUGAGUGUCUGCAGCUCACUGCUCCCCCAGGGACGUGUGCAAGAUUUUUGAGGGGUAGGGGUUCAAAGUUGGAAAAGGGAAAAAAAAAAAAAAAAAAAAAAAAAAAACUCACAUUCAGUAUUUUUUCGUCCUUUAAACAAUAUGGAAAUUAAGUAAAGUAAUAAUUAAAAAAAAAGUUCUAGCAGAUGACUACUCAGCCAUGAAACCUUUGUAGGUAAAUGUCAUUUCUAUGUGAACUAAUUAUUGUCAACAUCUGCCAUUUUACAGUCAGUUAAAGCAAAAUAAAAUACAGUCUCUUAUUAAAAAAAUGAUUAGUAACAAAUGCAGAACAAACGCAAACUCAAACGCCGUCUCUGUGGAGACACUGCUGCUGUUUUCAGUCACAUCUGAACACAAAAUAAAGUAGUCAAAAUUAAAAACAUGUCAUACAAUUCUGCACAAUAAACAUUUUUUAUACAAAUAAAGGAUUGGAUUUAAGCAUUAUAUAGUUGGGGUUGCUAAGCUUUUUGGUCAAACCUUGCAGUUGCUAUAGCAAACUCUAGCUACACCCUGAAACCUUCUUCUUUUAUGUGUCACUGACAAAAAUUAAUAUUGAAAAAAAAAACCUGCACUUUUUAAUACCAGGGAAAGGGGGCACGUGCACCCCUAGGACGCUAUGUGUGCGCGUGCCUCUUGGUCCCCCAGGGAAGAGAACUGCAGGGAGACACUGUCUCAGGUUUUAGGCUUUGAGGUCGAUUCCAUCAACUCUGUGCAGUUCUCCAAUCACACAGGUUACUCUCACUGGAAAGGCCAGGUAUUGACAGCAGAUGAGCUCCAUGUUCUCUAUGAGGGAAUCAAACUCAACAAUGUUCAUCACUAUGACUACGUUCUGACAGGAUACACCAGAGACACAUCCUUUCUGGAAAUGGUCGUGGACAUUGUUCAGGAACUGAAGAGAGCUAACCCUAACCUGGUUUAUGUGUGUGACCCCGUCCUCGGUGAUCAUGGAUCUAUGUACGUUCCUCAGAACCUUUAUCCGGUCUACAAGAAUAAAGUGGUUCCUGUCGCAGACAUCAUCACCCCUAACCAGUUUGAAGCUGAGUUGUUGACGGGGAAGAACAUCAGCACACAGAAAGAUGCUGUGGAGGUGAUGGAUCUCCUCCAUGCCAUGGGUCCAGACACUGUGGUCAUCACCUCCUCUGACCUCCCCCCCAGACUGGGAGAUCGUUUCCUGGUGUCUCUGGGCAGCCAGCGUCACGUUCGUCCCGAUGGCAGUAGGACCACACAGAGAGUUCGGAUAGAAGUUCCCAAAGUGGACGCCGUCUUUGUGGGAACCGGAGAUUUGUUUGCUGCUAUGCUGCUGGCGUGGACACAUCACUACCCCAACGACCUGAAGACGGCUUGUGAGAAGACUUUCUCUGUGAUGCACCACGUCAUCCAAAGGACCAUAUCAUACGCUCAUGACUUGGCAGGUCCUGGUCGAAGGCCCAGUCCGCCUCAGCUGGAGCUGAGGAUGGUUCAGAGUAAAGCCGACAUAGAAGACCCCGCUAUAGUCACGGAGGCCACAGUUAUAUCCUAACGUUACCCACCUGCCCCACCCCUCACCACUGUAAAACUGCCAUCAUAUGACGUGAACCACUCCUCAUUCAGAGUAUAGUAACCCCCCCAUCCUAACUCUUUAGUCUUGUUAGUCCUCAGUGUCUUGAACUACACCCUGCUCCAUGACUUCCUGUUGGGUUCAUUUGACGUGGAUUCUGAGCCGCGGACAGUUGGGUCUGCUUGAACUCAGACCACCGGAUGGAAAUACGUAUGGAUCUGUUGUAGCAUUUAAUUAACCUCUCCCCACAGACGAUGUGGAAAGAUGAUCCAGAUUCAGGAUCCUUCCACAUUUCAGUGUCUUAGUCCUCAAUCUGACCUGGAUGAGCUCAUAUUUGAAAAACACAGCUUACAUGUCGACUGACAAGUGAACAUAUUGUAAGAAAAUGGUGUUUACUAUUUUUAUUUAUGAAAAAAAUAAUUGACAGUUACAAUAGGAAGAGGCUCAAGAGAAUUCACAGUUUUUUAUUUGUAAUAUUAGCUUAUCCUUCCGUCUUCAGCAGUAGUUAAACUCUGUUUACCUUCAGCUCUCCCACCAUCCUGACCCCCCAGUUUUACAACAUUUCUUUAAUGGUGACCAAGUCUAACCCUCUGACUCCCCAUGAAAAGAUUACAAUGAAAAAAGAAAAAAAACGCACAAUGUAUAGUUGAUGUAUAGAUGUUGUACUAUAGGUGUAUUGGACCGUCUGUAUCAUAUCUUCUCUUCGACGUGUCUGUUAGACCAUAAUGUUGCUGCUGUCCUGUAGGCCACACGGGGGGGCUGAUGACGGCACAUCAGUGGCUGACAUCCUCUUCACUUGUUAGUAGGGAUGCAUGACGAUAUCAGCCCAAUAUCUGUAUCGAUAGAUGAGGACGUGUCUGCACCAGCUGGUACCAGCAGAACUCUCUCAUAACGUUCUGGUCCUGAAUGCAUCACUGCACUUAAGACAAACUUCAGAUGGGGGGGUUGAAGUCUCAGAGAUGGACAACAAAUUGUCUGUUUGUGAAUCAGCAGUAGAUGGAGGCAACUCCAUUUGUUCAGUCUUAGAAGUUCAUGAAGGAGAAACCUGCUGUUACAUCUUCAUACAAAGCCUACGUUUCUGAAGUCUUAACAUUUGGAGAUGCAUGUUAGAAGGUCUUGGAACAAUGACUGACAAAAAGGAGCACAGGGAACUCCUGACCCAGUAUGUCUGACAGCUGCAUAUGGCGCCAACCAUGAACAUAUAUCAAAGUCCAUGUACGGAAGGAACGUUCCUGCUCCUCUGCUCGUGAAACCUCCUAAUUAUACCUCUAAUUAUAAAUUAUACAGAUAAACUUUGAUGUUCCCAUUUUAAAAAAAGAUCAAAAAUGAAGCAAACACAUAAUGAACGUUUAAAUCCAUUUUCUAAGAGUUCAUGUGUUUCCUUCAUUUUUGGUUUUUGAAAAAUGGGAAAAUAAAAAAUGAUUCUUUUUAAUGCCGUAGUUUAGAAACUGAUAAAUCAAUAAAGCAUCCCUUUUCCUCUCAUUUUUAAUUUUAAUUGAAAAACAAAUGAUACCAUGAUAUUUCUGUUUUUUUUUCCUUCAACGUUGAGUUUCCCACGGGCGUGCAGGAGAAGCUCCACGAGGGGCGUUACUAGUUUUAGGAGCGUAAGAAUACUUUCACAGGGGAGCGGUGGAGGUCACAGGAGCGUAAGAAUACUCCCACGAGUGCAGAGAAGAGGAGCAGGUGUAGAUACCGUCUUGCACCUGUGGAACGCUCCUUGCAUGUGUGGAGGUUCAUUGCGUCGUGGAGUUUGAUAUACGCUCGUGGGGGACUUAUGGUGGAACAUUAACAGCAUAGCUGCAGCUGUAAGUUUAGUGAACGUAGCACUCUGCUGUUCCCACUCAAACAAUUCUGAAAUGCCUGGAACCGCCUCUAAAUGACAGUAACAGGUCUGUAGAGGCACAAGCCAAAGCCCUGAAGUCUGUUUCCCUGCAGAGGCUAGUUCAGGUCAGCAUUUAGCUGAAGCUAAACUCACAGAACUCCACAUCUGUUGUUUGGACAGAUUUCUUUAAGGAAAAGUCCUGGUCUGUGAAUACCGAUGUGAUAGAACAGCAUCUGACUUUGGCUCUGUGGAAACGAUCCCAGCUUUUCUAAAGAGGCUGGUAUGUAACGUUCUGCCCACUAGAGGGCGCUUCACUGAAACAUUACCUCAAUAUGAUGAAGUUUUUCAGAAAAAUGAAAGAUUUAGAUGUACUGAUGGAGUCCUCCUCCUAGGGUGAUGGAGGGAAUCCUCACAGGGUUUGCUAUGAUGAAGAUUCCCACAUUACAGCUGGAUUCAAACCAGUUUGAAACAAAUGUAAUGGAUAAAUUCAGCUUCUUCUAUGUUUAUCCUGGAUCUUAAUAUGCUGGAUUUGAGCUUUCAGACUUACAUUUAUAAUCCUUUAUUUCUUUAAAAGGAUCACUUAUUAUGUUUUUAAAUUAAAGUAUUUAAUUUUUUUAUUAAA
This is a messenger RNA of Oryzias melastigma (Indian medaka), 4191 nucleotides long. It is a transcript of the gene pdxkb, whose product is annotated as pyridoxal (pyridoxine, vitamin B6) kinase b. Gene Ontology annotation, molecular function: pyridoxal kinase activity. The record is from RefSeq and is a predicted model, not a curated record. Lineage: Eukaryota; Metazoa; Chordata; Actinopteri; Beloniformes; Adrianichthyidae. Bases 827 to 1729 code for a protein of 300 amino acids. The transcript is spliced from 11 exons. Gene Ontology annotation, biological process: pyridoxal 5'-phosphate salvage. Gene Ontology annotation, cellular component: cytosol.